Messenger RNA from Cylindrotheca closterium, 357 nucleotides. The record is from the annotation of a GenBank genome assembly. NCBI's taxonomy places the organism in Eukaryota, Bacillariophyta, Bacillariophyceae, Bacillariales, Bacillariaceae.
AUGAUCAUGAACAACUCCAACAACGUUUCUCGUCGCGACAGUGACCGUUCUGAAUCCUCUGAAGUUCAUUAUGAUUACUCCCCGAAGGACGACUCCAAGAAUGUCACCGAAGCCUACUGUUCUUCUCUCUUGAAAGAUCUCAAGCUAGAUUCCGUUCCUCAAGAGUGCCACACCUUUGCCUCCUUUCGCACUGCUUCUGCCUCGCAAAAGAAGGAAGAGGCCAAUCCCUUUGCGGGCAUGCCAGCCAACCAAGCCUUGAACGCCAAAUCGGCUCGGGCGAAUGGACGCUUGAAUCAGGCUCAAAUCAUGCGUCGCAUGUCGUCGCGUGCCCGACCUAAGGAUCGCUCUUGGUUCUAG